Messenger RNA from Coniophora puteana RWD-64-598 SS2, 1932 nucleotides. Its product is annotated as RTA1-domain-containing protein. Gene Ontology annotation, cellular component: fungal-type vacuole; plasma membrane. Lineage: Eukaryota; Fungi; Basidiomycota; Agaricomycetes; Boletales; Coniophoraceae. The coding region runs from base 728 to 1723 and encodes 331 amino acids. The transcript is spliced from 10 exons. The record is from RefSeq and is a predicted model, not a curated record.
GGUCGCAAAACGAGAAUAAUGGUCGAGUCACCUCCACAGCACGCGACAAUACUACCCAACGUCUCUGGUUCAGCUACCGGUCCGCUGAACAGAUGGCCCAAAGACUCAACCGAGGCCCAAUCCCCUACAUCCUCAAGUACCAUGUCAGAGUCGACUUUAACCCGUGAACGCGCCGGCGAUAGCAUCCGUCUCCCUCAUCAUAUCCCGUUGUCUCAUCGCACACCUAAACGAAUAACAAUUCGCUCUGACCCAUCCUUAUUGACAUGCUUUGACCCUGAAGAUAGGGAGUUGUAUGAUCUGUGGGCGCCGAAGGGAUGACCACUCUCCUCGGGUCUUAAUACCAGGUACCAGGCAAAGUCUACGAGUUAUAGCUUGGCAGUUUUCUUUCCACCGCUCGCCCCGCUCCGUCUAAACCGGUGUUUACCCAAGCCGCCACCCGACGGAGCCUUGCUCCAAGCUUGGCAGAAGCGGGCAGAAGCUCAGCGCUCAGCAGUCGCGCGGGACGUUGAUCAACCGUCGGAACAAGUCCCGGUUCAGGCACGACUCACGGAUCCAUGACAGCGUCAGCUUUCGCCGGCCUUCGCGCCACAUGGCACAGUACCAUGACUGAUACGGCGUGCGGCGAGCACGUCACGACUUGCCAGCAUACUUAAGGAUUGCUAAAUGAACGUGACCGGCAAAAAUCCGGUUCCUCGCUUCUCGACCUUGCGCUCCGAAGAAGUUCGAAAUGUUGCGGUCACAUCGAAGCAGCAUUCUAUCACUAGUGCUUCUAUUCUCAGCUGCGUCAUCGCUCGUAGAGCCCGCUCUGGCACGCCAGCCAAACAUUCCUCCACCACCCUCUAAUCCCUACUUGGAUCCCAAGGACGAUCCUUAUAAUCCUUUACGUUAUAUUGCGUCUAACACGUUCACCGCAAUUGCCUUCUCAAUUGUGCUUGCAAUCGCCUUCAUACAAACAUGGUACACCUGGAAAUACCGUGUCAAGUGGAUGUCUGCGAUGGUGAUAGGAGAGUACACAUAUGCCAUCGGCUUUGCUUGCCGUUUUGGCCUUCAUUAUCAUCCUGAAAGUUCUGGAACGUACAUCGUGGAGUACUUGUUUAUCGUCCUUUCACCGUGCGCGUUCAUCGCGGCCAACUACGUAUUGUUGGGCCGCCUCGCAACGCACAUCAACUGCACCCACCAUGUACUCUUACCUGUCCGCCGAUUGACGUGGAUAUUUGUGACAUCUGAUAUCACCACUUUCCUCAUCCAAGCUGCAGGAGGUGGCUUGUCGACGUCGCAUGAUGUCAGCUCAGCGCUAGCGGGCUCUCAUAUUUUUCUGGCCGGUUUAGUGCUCCAAUUGGCGUCAUUCUUAGUUUUUUCCGUCAUAUACGCUCGCUUCUUGUACAAAGUCUGCAGCCAAGACCCUGAACUUUUGCGGAGAGAUGCAAGCGGGAGAUGGUAUCGUGACUGGCGGACGCUUGCAGGUGCGCUUGUCGUUAGCUGUAUAGGAAUUUUGGUCCGUUCUGGGUACCGUGUAGCUGAGUUGUCCCAAGGUUACAUCGGCCACCUUGCUACAACGGAGGCCUUCUUCUACGGCCUCGAUACUCUGCCCUUGCUGAUAGCCAUCGGUAUCUAUGUACCGUUCUGGCCAGGGAUGUUCAUAUCCCCUGAUGCCACGUUUUUACCGAAAGAGGCUGAACGUGAAGUAGAACAGAAAUUUCCACAUGGUGCCUCAGUGGUAUAGACCUUCACGAUGCGCAUGGUUUUAGGCGGAACUGGAUAGAACCGAAGAUAAUAUUUGUUGCAGCAUGUAGUGGUGUUGCCUUUGUACAGCUCACGUUGUACUUUAACAACAUUCAUAACUAGUACUGCCCACUACUGAUAGGAUAUAGCCACUCUACUCAGUGCGCAUUUCACGCGCUUAUUAUUCAAUGGGAUAUUUCCCCUUUUAUG